This is a messenger RNA of Striga hermonthica, 1758 nucleotides long. The record is from the annotation of a GenBank genome assembly. NCBI's taxonomy places the organism in Eukaryota, Viridiplantae, Streptophyta, Magnoliopsida, Lamiales, Orobanchaceae.
AUGGAUCGAGUCUUAAAAGCUGCGCGCGCUUCCGGUUCUCUUAACCUCUCCAAUCGAUCUCUCAGAGAAGUGCCUGAUGAGGUUUACAAAAGUCUGGAUGCGGUUGGUGGGGAUGAGAAGUGGUGGGAGGCUGUGGAGCUGCAGAAGCUGAUUCUUGCUCAUAAUGAAAUUGAAUCACUCAAGGAAGAUUUGAAAAACUUGUCUUUGCUAGGCGUUCUGAAUGUUAGUCACAAUAAACUUUCACACCUCCCAGCAGCUAUUGGAGAGCUGCACAUGCUUAAAUCAUUAGAUGUGUCAUCUAAUUUGCUAAAGGAAAUUCCCGACGAAAUUGGAACGGCAGCUUCUCUUGUGAAGUUUGAUUGUUCGAAUAAUCAACUUAGCUCUCUCCCUAUUUCCCUUGGCCAUUGCAUAAAUCUGGCCGAGCUAAAGGCAUCCAACAAUAACAUUUCCAGCUUGCCGGAAGAGUUGGCCAAUUGUUCAAAAUUAGUGAAGUUGGAUAUAGAGGGAAACAAGCUAGAAAUUCUGUCUGAUACUCUGAUUUCAUCGUGCACUAUGCUCAUGGAACUCAAUGCAUCUAAAAACAUAUUAAGAAGUCUGCCAGAGAGCAUUGGAUUGCUUACACGUUUGAUUAGGCUUGACCUUCACCAAAACAGAAUUGCUUCGAUCCCACCAUCAAUAAAGGGAUGCUCAUCUCUCCUAGAGUUUUACAUAGGGAACAAUGCACUGUCUUCAUUACCCACAGAACUGGGAUCAUUGACCCAGCUAGGGACAUUUGAUCUGCAAUCAAACCAGUUGAAAGAAUAUCCCGUGGAGGCAUGCAAUUUGCGCCUUUCAGUUCUUGACCUGUCUAAUAACUCACUGUCGGGUUUACCUCCUGAGAUUGGCUUGAUGACAACACUGCGGAAACUUUUACUUACUGGCAACCCAUUGCGAACACUCCGGAGUUCCCUGGUAUAUGGACCUACCCCUGCUCUAUUGAAGCAUCUCCGAAGUAGACUUCCGACUGAUGAAGAGUCUGCAACAACCACAACUACUGUGAAAGAAGAUGCUGUUAGCAUGGCUGCUCGGUCUUCACUCUCUUCAAAGGAACUAUCUUUAGCUGGACUAAGCUUGAAUGCUGUCCCAUCCGAAGUAUGGAAGUCAAGUGGCAUCACAAAAAUCAAUCUCUCUGGAAAUUCCAUUGAGGAGUUACCCUGUGAGCUUAGAUCCUGUGUCUCACUUGAGACUUUAAUUUUAUCCAAGAACAAGAUUAAAGAUUGGCCUGCUGCAGUUUUGGCUUCCCUUCCCAAACUUGUAUGCUUGAAACUGGAUGGCAAUCCUCUCAGAAAGAUCCCAUCAGAUGGGUUUGAAGCUGCUUCCAAGCUCCAGAUUCUGGAUCUGAGUGGUGCGGCUGGUUCCUUACCUGAAAACCCAGCAUUUUCAAGCUUACCAGAGUUACAGGAACUUUACCUGAGACGCAUGCAAAUAUCAGUUUUCCCGUUGGAUAUAACGACAUUGCAACAGUUGAGAAUUCUGGACUUGAGCCAAAACCUCCUUCAAUCGAUUCCUGAGAUUAUUAAGAAUCUUACUUCUCUUACAGAGAUUAGUCUUUCAGACAACAAUAUUACAUCUCUUCCGCCAGAGCUGGGUUUGCUCGAACCCAACCUGCAGGUGCUAAAACUUGAAGGAAAUCCAAUUAGAAGCAUCCGAAGGCCAAUUAUGGAUCGAGGAACAAAAGCAAUCCUGAAAUAUUUGAAGGAGAGAAUUGUUGAUCCGUGA